Messenger RNA from Exserohilum turcica Et28A, 1239 nucleotides. RefSeq lists its product as uncharacterized. Gene Ontology annotation, biological process: L-phenylalanine biosynthetic process. The record is from RefSeq and is a predicted model, not a curated record. The transcript has 2 exons. NCBI's taxonomy places the organism in Eukaryota, Fungi, Ascomycota, Dothideomycetes, Pleosporales, Pleosporaceae. The coding region runs from base 1 to 1239 and encodes 412 amino acids. Gene Ontology annotation, cellular component: cytoplasm. Gene Ontology annotation, molecular function: prephenate dehydratase activity; chorismate mutase activity.
AUGGCUGGCGACGAAACCCCCGUCGUGGCUUUUUUGGGGCCAGAGGGUAGCUACACGCACCAGGCCGCCCUCUCCGCCUUCUCAUCCGCAUCUCCCCCCGUCACGCUCGCCCCGCUCGUGACCAUCGAAGACGUCUUUUCGGCGGUCCAGGCCCGCACCGCAUUCCGCGGCGUCGUACCGUUUGAAAACAGCUCCAAUGGCAGCGUCGUGUUUACGCUCGACCUGUUUGCCGACGUGCAGGCGAAACACCCGGAUAUCGUUGUUUGCGGAGAGGCGUAUGUCGCUGUUCAGCAUUGUUUGCUGGGGUUUGCGGCGGGUAAGAGUAGGAGUAGGAGUAGUAAGGAAGUAAAUGUAGAUGUGUCUGUGUCUGUGUCGCAAACGCAAAACCAAGAAAAAACAGCUGGACAAGGAGAAGAAGAAAGAGAAAGAGAAAGAGACGCGACCCCCAACUUCUCGCACAUCAAACACAUGUACUCACACCCGCAAGCGUGGGGCCAGUGCAAAAACUUCCUCAGCACCCAUCUCAAGACGGCCGAGAAGCACGACGUGAGUUCUACCUCUCGAGCUGCUGAAAUCGCAGCGCAGGACCCGUCUGGCGCGUCGGCCGCACUCUCCAGUCUCAUGGCCGCACACCUGACGGGCCUCGAUGUGCUUGCAAAAGGCAUCAAUGAUAAACUGGGCAACACGACGCGGUUUCUGGUGCUACGGAACCGGGGCUGCGGGGACCAUGAUUCCACGAAUAUCGCUACACACGCUAUUGGAACUACACCGACAACGACGACUGUUGUGAAAAUCAACGAAUCCAACACCGAACCUCCAAAUCAUAAUAAUACCAACAAUGAAGAUGAUGAUGAUGAUGGAAACUGGAAAUCCCUAGUUACAUUUACGCUUGACCACGCGAAUCCAGGCGCUCUGGCAGCAUGUCUCACGGCCUUUUCCACGCACGGCAUCAAUCUCACGUCGAUUAAUACGCGGCCGAGCGGAGAGCAGAAUUGGCAUUAUAUUUUCUUUGUUGAGCUCAAGGGUCGAAGGCGGCGGCGGCGAGAGCAUCGUCAUCGUCGUGGUCAUCGUCGUGGUGGUGGUGGUGGUGAUGGUGAUGGUGAUGGGAAUGAAAAGGAAGGAGACGAUACCAUGGAACAAAAAACAAACAUGUGUGCGGUAGACAGGGCGUUGAGCGAGUUGGAAAAAGUGUGCAUGUGGUAUCGGUGGUUGGGGAGUUGGGAAAACAGACUUGGCUGA